GAUAGACAGUGAGGCAGAGAGGCUUUGCUGAACAGACGCUGGGUCAGAGCGCUCAGUUGCUUCAGACAAUCACGGGGGAGCGAGAGAAAGACACAGGAAAAGAGACACACACAUACACACACACACACACACACACACACACACACACACACACACACACACACACACACACACACACACACACACACACAGAGAGAGAGAUAGAUAGAGAACACACAGAAAGAUAGACUGAAAAGACAGAAAGGGAGGGAGAGACAGGGGAGAGUGGUAAAUAUGUGACAGGAUGUGGUUUCCCUGAGCUUGCAGAACAUCGGUAUACAGGCAUACUUUGAGCAUGACCUAAACACACCAAGUGUACAAGUGUGUUUGAGCUCCGUUAGGUGGCGAGGGUGGAAGACGAAGCAAACCGCUGGAGCUGGAGCUGGAGCUGGAGCUGCUGCUGCUGCUGUUGCUGUUGCUGCUGCUGAGCCUGUAGAGCCAACAGACGCUCUGGUGUCUCUGCUGCCUGUUUGCCAGAGGGAUUGUGUUUCCUUUCAGCCGGCCAACUCCACGGCAACCUCAAUCAGCUUGUCGUACAGGAUCUGAACCCGUCCUCCAUCCUCUCUUUGUGCUGGUCUCCUUCCAAGUAGAAUGCGUUUCUAUGCUGGAAGCUCUGGUCCAGUUGCUGCCUUCGCAUCCACGCAGUGAACUUUUCAACUAGAUUCAGAGAGAGGGUCCGUGCAAUAACUGAGGAGCCAUGGGUUGCGGCCUGCGUAAGAUGAAGCCGAUGGCGGAGGAGAGUAGUCCGGGUAAGAUUUACUCCACCCUGAAGAGACCGCAGGUGGAGACCAAGGUGGGCGUGGCCUACACCUACCGCUACCUGGACUUCCUGAUUGGCAAAGAUGGUGGGACGUCCACACUGCAUCUCUCGUCUGUGCGGGAGCUGCCAGACCAGCUGCAGGAGCUUUACCAGCAGGGCUUCGUUCUGGCAGCCGUUCACCCGUUCAUCCAUCCCUGUGGUCCGGAGUCCAACAGUUUACCACACCAGCUCUACCGGGCCAUACUGGUCCGACUCUGCGACGGGGUGGAAAGGAGCCAGCCGGUUUGCCCACCUUACAAACUACAGCUGGAAGAGUGUCUGUCUGCUGAGCAGGUGCCCACCCCGGAGCUCAUCCAGGGCUACGUCAAGAAGCAGAUCCAGGAUGCUGCCGACCAGGGGGUGAUGUUCAUAGGAUUUGUCCAGGAACCAUAUGGGGCACCGUGCACCAGGAUCAGAGAACCAGACACCCCCUCCCUCUCCCUGCACUCAAGCCCCAGCUCUGUGCUUGGUUCCCUGGGCAGCCGCAGCCCCUCGAACCCCUCAAGCCCCAAGAGCCAAGCAGUACCUGCAGCUCAAGAGGAUGCAGCGGACAAAGAAGGGAAUGAGGAUGCCUCGUGUAAGGCAGGGGAAGAAGCACUGGGUGAGGAGAAGAAUGCAAGUGAGAACACUGGGAAUAAUUCAGGGAGUGGGAUGGAGGGCAGACAGGUCGAGGCCUCGCCCGCAGCGUCUCCAAUAUCAGAGGGAGAUCUGGAGCGGAGUGAGGAGCUGACUGAGGAGGAGUCACCGUGUCACAAUAACAACAAAGACAGUGGCACAGAGACAAAGGAGAGGCCGAGAUACCGCCAGCGGAGAGGCGAUGGGGUGGAACUGCUCGCUUUGUACAACCACCCGCCGGUCCGAGAGGGGCAGGUGAAGUACUACACCGUCAAGGUGCCACUGCGGGUCCAGAACUGUGACGAGGGGGUGAAAGGAGUGGAGGCCAACUGGCUGGAUCACAUGACGCAGCACUUCAACAACGGAGCCUCACUGGUCGACGGUUAUUUCCACCUGGGCAACGUAAAUGAUUUGCUGCCUAAGUCGGUGGAAAGUGUCUUCAUCUUCCAGGAGGCAAACGAAAGCGAGCCGAAUCUGGCCACCCCGAUAUACGACGCCAUCGUGGUGGAGCAGUGGACCGUGAUUGAUGGUUUGCAGGUGAAAGCUGAUUAUGUUCCUCUACUGCAGUCCCUGGCCACGUAUGGCUGGAGGCUCACCUGUGUGCUGCCAACUCCUGUAAUCAAGACUAACAGCGAUGGAAGUCUGUCCACCAAACAGAUUGUUUUCCUACAGAGACCAGUCUUGGGCCGAAAGAGGAGGGAAUCCAAGAAAUUGAUCUUCAAACCCCGAAGCAAGUCCAACAAGAACUGCAUCAAAGACACAGCAAAGAACAAGAAGAAAAAGAAAACAAAGAACGAGAAGGAUGCAGAAGAUCCCAAGAUUCCUGAUGAGAGAGAAAAGGUUGAGAAGGAGGAAGACAAGAGCAGCAAUGAAAGGGUGAACACAGAAGAGGCAGCGAGAGAAAGUGAGACAUCGAAAGAAAGGGAGGCGAGUUGUGAGGAAGAUAGAAAGAUUGAUGACGGGGUUGAAAUCAGCGUAGAGGCUGUCGAAAAGAGAGAUGGAGGAGCGGAGACAAAAGACAAAGGAUCAGAAAACGGCACGGAAGAAGAGGGAGAAGAAGAAAAGAUAGAACUGGACCACGAUGGAUCAAAAGAGAACGGAGAGCCUUUGGAAAACGGAGAGGUCCUAGAGGUGACAGAAACCGUUGCGAUUGUCGAAACAAAGAGUGAGACCAAAGACAAGGAGGAAGAGGGCGUAGCAGAAGCUGAAGCUGUAAUCGAGAACGGGGUAGAGACGGAUGAAGAGAAAGAAGAGGGCGAAGAGGAUGUGAUCAAAUGCCAGAUAGAGGAACCAGCGGAGGUCAUCAUGGAGGAUAUCAUGGCAGAUUCACAGGCCACAUCGACUAAUCAAAGCCCAGAAGAGUAGCCAAGAGUAGUCCAAGUCAAAGUUUUUUUUUCCCACCCUACCUCUGAAAUUCCCCAUCUUGAGAACUGGUUCACAGUGUUAUCCCUGAUCCACAUUAAUGGGGCUUUGAUCCCCAUCGCUGCAGCGUUCCCCAAACCCCUGUGACCUGUGUAGCUACGGAACAAUUUCAUGUAACAGCGGACAUCAGUCCUACUGUAUAACCACACAUACUGAAUGUAUAUAUCCAAUAUAGGAGAUGCUGGUGCAGGAGUCACUGGAACAGGGACGUGAACGCCUAGAAUGAUGCCAUGGUUACAAAGGGCUCAUUUUUCUUUUACUUUACUUAGAAGAAUGAGCAACAGUUUUAAAGGCUUGGUUACGCCAGCGAAAUAAAUCUGCAAGAAUUCUUUGUGUCGAGUCGGCACACAAAGUUACACAAAAUCGAGCCAUCUUGACUGCUGACCUUUCAAAGGAACAGCGAACCAAAUAGUCCAAAGUGGAGAAGCUCUCAUAGCUUAUUAGCUGUGUCGCCUUUAUUUGAACUCCUCCAUCGGAGUAUGAACAACUCCACAAAACAGCUUUGAGGCAGGAGUCGAUGGUACAGAUGAAUCUUUAGAAUAAAUCAUGGGAAACUUAUUUCUCUGUUAGCAACUAAUAACACUUUAUUGAAUUCUGAGAACAAUUUCCAGGAUAGGGGUAAACAACCGGAGUAAAUGAAAAAAGCUCAGGCAUCCCUUGUGACUGACUACUGCUAGCGUGUUAAAAGUUAAUCACCAUUAAUUCACAAAAUACCCUUGCAGGUAAUCAGAACCACAAACAAUAUUUUCACUGUGCCACUCUCUGGUGCAACCAAGCCUUAAAGAGGACGAGUAGCGUUACAUCUCCUGUCCAAUUAGGGUUAAUUAACCAGUGACAUUUUUUAGAAUAAACGAUGUGGAUCGAAGAAAAAUCUCUUCUUGCUUUUGAAGAAAAAUUUGAGCAACCCCCCUCAAAAAAUAAGUCCUACAGAAAGAGAGAGAACAGACCAUGGUGAGCUUUUCUUGUCUUGUUCCAGAGACGCAGAUAACACCUGUUACAAGAGGUACUUUCACCUGGCAGUUGAGCAGUUUAAGCCGCUCUUUUUUAGUUUUUGAAGCUGAGGAAAAAGUCAGCUCCAAAAUCCAGAGUUUUAAAAAGACACUGACCUGCCUCAUUCACACAACUGGCGAUUUUAAAGGCAGAAAAGCGUCAUGUGAUCACAGACUUGUAUCACCAUUUCCUGUUCCUUCGUUCUGUGCACCAUAGAAAGUCGUGAUGGGAACUCGGAUGAGAACACUGGUAGAGGUGAUGGGAAAGGCGUUUGUUGCGACAGGCAAUCCAAAGUAGGGUGAAGAGAUAAUUGUUUACGCUGAGCUCUAAGCCGUCAAGUGCUUCAAAGAGAGCCGAUAAUCACUCUUUGGUGUGGUGUGCUAAGCUCACCUUGCAUACAGAAUGUUCCAUAUUCAAAGCCAAGUUAGAUAAGGAUGUGAAAUUCAGCUGAAUGUUUGCAGCUCAAGGACAAAAUUCAUACUUAGACACACUUCGUUAGGUUUUACAUAUACGAGUGAGGAUUUAUUUCUGUUCAAAGUUGCAUUUUUAAUGACAUUUCCAGUCAGCGGCCACAAACAAAAGCACUUGUCAGAUUGGAAACACGGUUAAGUUGUGUGGCCAGGACCAAGGCUUUGUUGUUUAUUGAGACCAAAACUGAAGAUUGAGAUGGAGACGCUGAGGCAAAGAAAGUAGAUUGAGAGCGAAGGAGAAAGACCAUAGAGCAUAAGGGAGUCAAAUAAAAGAAAUGAAUAGGCUCAUUUAAAGUAACGGCCGCCUGCGUCCCACAUUCCCCGUUGAGAUUUCCUUCAUUAUUUUACCACCAGUUCUUUAAGCACCUCUUACCAGACAUCAUUUCUGACAAUAACCAAGUCAUAAUGUGCUGUUUCAUGGCAUCGUGUUUCCAUUUUAAAAGGGGUGGGUGGGGAGGGAGGGUGGCAAUGUUCACGGCAUAGAGCGCUCAUUAGCUCACUAAUGGAUUUUGUCAGUGGGGUAUCUGUCAGGAAUCAUGCAUUUAUAAUGGUGGUCACUUAUUGGGGGAGUUAUUGACAAAAAAACACCUCAGUGUGUCAAGCAAAUAGCCUUCAGAUUUAACAUUGAUGUCAUGGGGAAUCAUUUGCACUGAGAGGGAAGAGUUCUUGUUAAAAAUGCUAAAUUUUGCAAAGAAAUUAUACACAUACUCCAUCAUAAAAUAUGCCUAUUCAUUAAAAUGUUAACAUUUGGUCAAUCAAUGAAUUAAACUACUUCCUGUCCUGCUUUAUACAGACUGCAAUUUGUCACAAUUUGGUUCUUUUGUUUUUUAUGAGAAUAGAUGAUAGCUUGGUCAAGAAAAAUGUCUCCAUUUUGGGAAUGAGACUCCUCAAUUACACACAAGUAAGAUCGAUUACGCUGAAGUGCUCUCUUUUUGGGGGAUUAAUCCGCCCGCCGCUGAGAUUUUUUUCAAUGUAAAAUGGCAAAUGCUUGUGUGUAGCGUAGAAUAUAAAACUGUGACCAGUUUAGCCUUAUUACUAUACUGUAAAUGGCCCACAGUCUGCUAUUAGAAAUGUCUUUUUAGAGGCACAAUGGUGAUUUAAGUGUUAUAUGUUUGUUAUAGUCAAACAGGAAAGUUUUGCUACAGUCAGUGUUGGUAUUUUGAAGGUGAGUUCAUUGUUCCCUGUUUUAUUACUGGAAUUCAGAAAGAGGGGAUAAAAGUGUUUGUCUUUAUGAAGGUUAUACGUUCUGGAUUUAUUUUUGAGAUGUAACAUGUUUUGAACAUGUUUCUGAUUUUUUUAUUGUGACUGUUCUGUUUUUUUAAGAGACGUAUGAUUUUCCUGUGGAUUUUGUGUUGCCUCUGCUGUUCCGCUUAAGCUUGCUAAAAUGUAUUUCUGACUGACGCUUCGAGCUACCUCCCGAGGACUGUUGUUGGUUUUUAACCGAGGGGUCACCGCAUGUGUGACCCCCUGAAACAUAUGCUCCUUGUCCUCUCGCCCUCCACUAUGACGGAGCCCAGACCUGUGAGUGUCAGGUCAUUGCUAAUGGCAGAUAAGGUCAAGGGUCAUAUUUGAGCCAGAAUGGAUUUUCCACAGCUGUACAACAGGAGUUUGCACGGGCACAUGAAAAAUAACCACUCCGAUAUUGAAUUAAGAUAUGAAGUCAUAUCAUAAUAUUCUCUGUUGUAUUGUCUUUUCCUUUAUUUUUUUACCUUCAUUCUCUCAGCUGCUUUUAGCUUUCGGCUGUUUGAGUUUUAAUAAGCACUUAUUGUAUUCAAGAAAUAUUUUAUGCUGCCUCUCACAUCAUAACUACUGGGGAGCAAAUGACACCCAACUGUCACUUUUACACUUUUUGUUAGAAAAUGACAAAUAUGAAUAAUGAAAGUCGAUACCAAAAGACGGCUAAAAGACAGUCUGUGAUAGCUGAGGAGAUGAUUUUGAAUAUUUGAGAAAUCUCCCAGCUGAAUCCCUGUCAACUUAUUUCGUCAGAUUUAAUCAGUUUCUUCAAUCUCCCCAGUGCACAGAUAAACGUUUUUCCCGUCAUCUGUUUUAUUAAUAUGAAUUUAUUUCAGUAUUCCUGCAAUUCUCCCCCUCCCCUCCCCCCUUUUUUUGUUUUUUAUGUAAAAACUGUGACAUUUAUUCCCCUUUGGCAUCCUGUGAAAACGGGCAGAUCAUAUUCCAUUUUAUCAAGGGCAGCAGAGUUUGGAAAAUCAGUAAAGUAGCGCUGUGGUCUCAUGCGACAUCACUGUGUUUUUUUUACUCCCACCACAUUCCAGUUAGACAUCCACAAACAUGGAUGAUUGUAACCUUGACAUAAGUCACAACUGGCCCUGUAUCCGUCGGUCCUACCUGAGGCCGCGGCCUUCGGGGCUCCAUCUUUCCCCUGAUAAGGGCUGAUUGGUUGCUGUGCAGUCUAACCUCUGACAUGAGUACACUCCAGGGACUGUGGGUAAUUAUGAUUUUUUUUUCCCGUCUGGUAUGAUGUUAAAAAAAAAGAACAAAAACACACGCAGGGAGAGAAAAGCGAGGCACGAUCUGACACUUCAUCAGUUAAAUGAUGCUGAACCAUGUUAACUUAGCCAUCCGUGAAAAGAAGGAGACCUUUGACUAAUGUUAUACUUUAGUAUACAUUUGCAGCCCUCUUCCCAUUUGUGUAUUAAAAAAUAAAUAAAGGUAAUAUACAGUUUCCUGUCUUAUAUCAGCAUAAUUGUUUCUGAGCCUCAAUAGUUACGCUGGUGCAAUCGUUUUUGGUAAUGCUGUAAAAAAAAACAAAAUAAAAAAAAAAAACGUAUUGGUUCAUUUCCUGUGUGCUACUAUGAUGUGAAAUGGGCAGAGUAGAAAUGACAGAACAUGAUACAAUAGGAUGCCGUCAUUUUUUUUUUUUUCUGUGUUGUCACUUUAGCUUGCUCACAGCCUCUGGAAAAUGUAUUCUUAGGUUAUUGUCUCUGAUGUUAGUUUUUUUAUCACCUCGGCUGCCAUCAUGAAUGUUGAGUAUCUUUGAUCAUGUGCUGUUGUCACUUGCAUAGCAGUGUUUGCUAUCGAGGAAGAAAAAGUAUUCUUUAUCUUUGCUAUCCUGAGUAUGUCCACAUUCCUAUUGUUCAUGACAUCUGUACAAUUUGUAUAUUAUAAAAUGA
This is a messenger RNA of Scomber scombrus (Atlantic mackerel), 7466 nucleotides long. Its product is annotated as raftlin-like. NCBI's taxonomy places the organism in Eukaryota, Metazoa, Chordata, Actinopteri, Scombriformes, Scombridae. The record is from RefSeq and is a predicted model, not a curated record. The transcript has 10 exons. Bases 737 to 2818 code for a protein of 693 amino acids.